AUGUGGAUCAAUCCAUUCAGAAACCCCAAAACCACCGGGGAAAGUUCAUCUUCCAAAAGCGAUGGCGGCCCAACAACGAACGAGGAUGCUCUACACACUUCUUCUAUUCCCUCAAGCAUGCCUGCAAUUCUUAGAGACAAGAUUGAAUCCCAGAACGAUGCUUUCCCCGUCCAAUAUUAUAACUGCACGAUGCAUCCCAAUCGCGAGGAAGCCGCUGUAUUCAAGGAUUCGUGCUCGUAUAUCUCUGGAAGAUGGACGUUCAACAAUCUCCCGGAACUUGGCGUCGCGCCUUUUCCUUAUAAACCUAUACUAGAGAUUGUGCGGGAUCCACCACCAGUUGAACAGAUACCAAAGAAUCUUGUGGUUCAAACGGGUACUUGUUGCUGCGCUCUUCAAAGUAAUCUUGGGCACGGAGACCUGUAUCGAAUGCGCCUACGCCAGACAGACAUGUACCUUGGUGAGCACGGCGAGUGGUUGGAAGAAUCGUCUAGAGGGCUAAUAUGGAAUCAGGGUGGCUUCAACGCAUUUGAACAAGGUACUGCUUUGACACAAGCACGUGAACUUGCAAGAAAAGCGAUUCAGACUGGAAAAGAUGAAUACCCCAUUAGAUUUGCUCUCAAUGCGAUGCAAGCCGCAGCGGGAGAAUACUUGGCUGUAAUCUGGAGCCAGGGGAGUCUAUAUGACUUGAUCGCAGUCCAGUGCCUCUAUAACUCAUCGAGGGCAAGCGGGCCCACGAGCUCCAAGACGACAAAGAAGAAGACGAAGAAGCCGAAGGGCGAGGACGGAAAGCGAAUCCAAAAACGGACCGGCAAAGACGUUGACAAGUCACAGCUUCUCAAUCAAGGCACCGGCUUGGCGAUGGCGCGUAACGUCAUGAUCCGGGAGAUGUUGACCUGCAAUAGAAAGAUCUCGGAGACACUUCAAAAGAAUAAUGAGAUCUCGGGAACGCUUUGGAAAACAAAGAAGAGUUCGGAGAUGCUUGAGAUCUCGAAGACGCUUCAGAAAAACAAUGAGAUCUUGAAGAAGCUCCUUCACAGCCCUACAGAAGAGGAUGAGCGGCAUGAUCCUACCCACUUCCAAGGCUGA
Messenger RNA from Trichoderma gamsii, 1086 nucleotides. RefSeq lists its product as hypothetical. The record is from RefSeq and is a predicted model, not a curated record. Bases 1 to 1086 code for a protein of 361 amino acids. The transcript is spliced from 3 exons. NCBI's taxonomy places the organism in Eukaryota, Fungi, Ascomycota, Sordariomycetes, Hypocreales, Hypocreaceae.